AUGGCUCUAGGUUCCAUGCCUUCGAGUAGGAUUUACGGGGGUCACAGGCUCACUCGGUUAGCCCUAUCUUAUGAGGUUGACACUAGCGAGAUGGUUCAUAUGCCUAUCCAAGAGAUGUGUACUACCAUUAUAGGGAAGAUGCAGGUGGAGCCGAAGGACAUCCAUGAGCCUGCCUUCGAGAGGCAUCAGAGACCUAGGAAUGCAAAGCCUGAUCAGCUGGAUUCGACUCUACGUGUUCUUCUGGGGAUGGACCAUCCACCUUUUCCUCAUACGGAUGCUACUGCUCCACCAUCUGCUCAGCCAGGUCAUCAUGGUGUUGGUCCGUCAGGUACAUAUCAUGGGGAUACUAAUAAUGACAAUGAUGGAGGCAUGGGGGACAAGGAGGGUGAGUAUGAGAGCAACAAUGAGUAG
Molecule: messenger RNA, 411 nt
Organism: Lactuca saligna
Lineage: Eukaryota; Viridiplantae; Streptophyta; Magnoliopsida; Asterales; Asteraceae
Source: the annotation of a GenBank genome assembly